AUGAGUGAAUGAUUUUCUUACGGAAUUCACUACGGUGUCGUUUCAGCUCUUGGUAAGAACUCCGGCGACAUGGCGAAGAAACGAGAUCACCGAUCAGCCCCGAGCUCCGGCCACCGGGAAAACCGAUUCCAGCCACCUUCACGGCGAAACCAACGGACUGACUCAACAGCUUCCAGUCGCAGCAAGCUCAUUGCUCUCUUCAUCGUGUCGUCAGUCAUCGCCAUCGUCGCUUACUGGUUGAGACAAUCUUCGCCUUCGCAAUCGAAACACAAGGAAUCUUAUGUGUAUCAACGAGGCCUUGUCACAACCGAUGCCAAUUACCAAGACAUAGUCACUGAGAAUUCAAAUGUACCAGAAAAUAGCUCUCACCGCCAUUACACUUAUCCUGUGCUUGGCUACAUUACUCCCUGGAAUUCUCGGGGUUAUGAACUGGCAAAAAGGUUCAACUCAAAGUUUACACAUUUGUCACCUGUCUGGUAUGAUUUAAAGAGCCAACAGAGUAGCUUAGUUCUAGAGGGGAGACAUAAUGCAGACAGAGGAUGGAUCUCAGACCUUAGAAAGGCAGGAGAAGCCUUGAUCUUGCCAAGAUUUGUUCUGGAAGCAUCACCAGCAGAGCUUCUGGGAAAGAAAAAACAAAGGAACAAAGCCAUUAACCUUAUAGUGACAGAGUGCAAGGAAAUGGGAUAUGAUGGUAUUGUUUUAGAAUCUUGGUCAAGGUGGGCAGCCUUUGGUAUCUUGCAUGAUCCAGACAUGCGGAAUUUGGCACUGCAGUUUGUACAACAGCUUGGAGAUGCACUCCAUUCUAUAAGCUCUGAGAAAAAUUCUGGGCAGCCUUUGCAGUUGGUAUAUGUUAUAGGUCCGCCAUCAUCUGAGAAGCUGCAAGAGCAUGACUUUGGUCCAAGAGAUCUUGAGACUCUAAGUGGAGCUGUGGAUGGAUUCUCGUUAAUGACAUACGACUUCUCUAAUCCUCAUAACCCUGGUCCUAAUGCACCGUUGAAAUGGAUUCAAAUUAUUCUACAGCUGCUUCUUGGGACCUCUAGCAGUAGAGCCCAAAGCGUCGCCCCCAAGAUACUUCUUGGCAUCAACUUCUAUGGAAACGAUUUCUCCCUUUCAAAGGAUUCAGGUGGCGGGGCAAUUACUGGGAGGGAUUACUUGGCACUUUUAGAGAAGCACAGGCCGCUUCUGCAGUGGGAUAAUAACAGUGGGGAGCAUGUUUUCUUUUACACCGACGACAAGGGCAUCAAGCAUGCGGUAUUCUACCCAUCUUUAAAGUCGAUUUCCUUGCGGUUAGAGGAAGCUCAUUCAUGGGGAUGUGGCAUCUCAAUCUGGGAAAUUGGACAAGGCUUGGAUUAUUUUUUUGACCUUCUGUGAAAGCCCUUCGUGUACCGCUAUUUAUGCCCCCUUUGAAUGUUUAUUCAUACCUGUUCUUAUCCUGUAUUUGAGAUUGAUAAAAGGGGAUUUUGUUUUAUCAAUCUAGCUUAACGAAUGCUCAGUUAGUACAGAGUAAGCCUAGAGGAAACGAAAUCGAGAAUAGAAUUCUGAUUCUGAGUGAUUGAAGUGUGUGUGAGCUCUCAUGAGCUCAUAUACAUAGGUGAAGCAAAGAGCAUGGAUCAAUCUUCAGUAAAUGUCCUUUGGAGAGCAUUCAUGACGUGAUUUGAGCUUUGAAUUUAAUUUCCUGUGAUUCUUAAACAA
This is a messenger RNA of Lotus japonicus, 1692 nucleotides long. RefSeq lists its product as uncharacterized. The transcript has 8 exons. Gene Ontology annotation, biological process: carbohydrate metabolic process. Lineage: Eukaryota; Viridiplantae; Streptophyta; Magnoliopsida; Fabales; Fabaceae. Gene Ontology annotation, cellular component: extracellular region. The record is from RefSeq and is a predicted model, not a curated record. The coding region runs from base 70 to 1371 and encodes 433 amino acids. Gene Ontology annotation, molecular function: oligosaccharide binding; chitin binding.